Thamnophis sirtalis is the source of this 4716-nucleotide messenger RNA. It is a transcript of the gene RCN1, whose product is annotated as reticulocalbin 1. The record is from RefSeq and is a predicted model, not a curated record. Gene Ontology annotation, cellular component: endoplasmic reticulum. NCBI's taxonomy places the organism in Eukaryota, Metazoa, Chordata, Lepidosauria, Squamata, Natricidae. Gene Ontology annotation, molecular function: calcium ion binding.
AAAAGCCAGACUUUUGCAGCGGGACCAGGAUUGUACAAUGGGGGCAGGAAAAACGGGUCGACCCCGCGUUGAGCUUUUAUGAGCGCGUGGCGCGAGAGAGGCGAGAUCCGCUGGAUUGGGAGGCAGCCCAAGCAGAAGACACGUGUUAGGCUCUACUAAAGUGAAGAAGGUUUCUCUCCCGACGUGUAUCGGAGACGCGAAAGUUUCAUCGGAGACGCGAAAGUUUCAUCGGAGACAAACCGCCCUUGGGCCGGAAGAAGCCAUGAGCCUGGGAACAACUUCUCGCUCUCUCACGGUGGGGCUGAUGCUAUUAUUGUGCAUCAACAGGUCCUUGGGCGUCCCCACUUUCAGAAAGGAGAGAGUUGUUCGUCUCGAUCCCGAACUCGGCAACCGGCAACACGAAGAAAAUCAGAGCUUCCAGUAUGAUCACGAAGCCUUUCUGGGCAAAGAUGAUGCCAAAACUUUCGAUCAACUUAGCCCGCAGGAAAGCCAGGAACGGUUGGGAAAAAUUGUUGAUCGGAUCGAUGAUGAUAAAGAUGGUUUUAUUACAACAGAAGAACUGAAAAAUUGGAUUAAAAGAGUACAGAAACGUUACAUCUUUGAAAAUGUAGCUAAGGUCUGGAAGGAUUAUGAUCUCAAUAAAGACAAUAAAAUUUCAUGGGAAGAAUACAAACAAGCAUCAUAUGGCUACUACUUAGAGCAUUCCAAAGAGUUCCAAGAUGUCACAGAGCAACACAAUUUUAAGAAAAUGCUGCCCAGAGAUGAAAGAAGAUUCAAACAAGCUGAUCUGGAUGGUGAUUCAGAAGCAACUCGUGAGGAAUUCACUGCUUUCCUUCACCCGGAGGAGUUUGAGCAUAUGAAAGACAUUGUUGUUCUAGAAACACUGGAGGACAUAGACAAAAAUGAAGAUGGUUUUGUGGAUCAGGAUGAAUACAUUGCUGACAUGUUUGCACAUGAAGAUGGGGGACCUGAACCAGAUUGGGUGGUAACAGAACGUGAACAGUUUGCAGAUUUUCGAGAUCUAAACAAGGAUGGAAAAAUGGAUAAAGAAGAAAUUCGACACUGGAUUCUUCCAAAAGAUUAUGAUCAUGCACAAGCUGAAGCAAGGCAUUUAGUUUAUGAAUCAGAUGCAGAUAAGGAUCAGAAGUUAACCAAACAAGAGAUUCUAGAUAAUUGGAACAUGUUUGUUGGAAGUCAAGCUACAAAUUAUGGAGAAGAUCUCACAAAGAAUCAUGAUGAGCUAUAAUGUUUUUUGAAAAGCAAAUAUAUCAGAGACUUUUGUCUGAGUUGCCUGUAGAUGACCAGAAUAACAAUGGUCAUUAUGGCAAAUUAAUUUUGCACCAGUAUAUAUUUCUAACAAAAAAGCAAUUCUGUUAAUACCAUUGAAUGCCACAGAUGUCACUUCUUCUAAAUGCAUAUUUUAAUGAAUUCAUUGUAACUUGGGGAGCGCAUUUUCCAUUUGUAGGUUGACAUACUUUCACUUCAAUCUUGUAACCUUGGAUUUAUCACUAAAAUCAGUGAGAUUUAACCUGUGAAACAGAGUAACAGAGUAAGAUAAACAGCCUCCCAUCUUACUGCUUAACAUGUACAACAUCAUACUAUGUGUGGAGAGUUGAAUAAUUUAGUGCUCUUUCAUGGUAUAGUCCACAGGUGUCAAACUCUCUGCGUCACAUUACUGUCACAUGACUUUUUCCCAUCGUGGGUGUGGCCUGCACAUGACGCAUCUAUACCGUGGGCCACCAGUUUGACACCCGGGUAUAAUGAAACCCCCCAUAUUUCAAAGAACAUAGAGUCUAACAAAUGUGUUUGGGGUACAACUCAUUCCCAAUCCACGUGACCAAUGGUAGACAAAAAGCUUGGCUUUCAUCCCUGCCAUGUAGGGAUUUCUUUUAUAUCAGAAUGUUUCAAAUGUUUUAUCUCAUGUAUAAUGAAGUGGUAGAAGCAUCGUGUAAGGUUACAUCACAUGAAGUAUACUAUCAUCAGAAUGCAUUGCUCAGGUUUUCAGUGAUAGGUCUCUACUCAGAACCAAGAUCUCAUCUUAGAAAGUUACACAACUCAUAAUGCUUUUGACAGAGAAAUAAUCAACCUAGUCAUUUCCAAGAGUUAUUGCAAAUGAACCAUCAUCUAGAACUCAGUCCCUUCCAGACUGAUGAGAAUGUGUGGAUUGGGAUUUAUAUAUUUUUAUACAAAAAGCUACAGCAUUUUCAUAAUGAAGAAAAUAUAUAUGUUACAUGGUUUCUUUAAAUUUUUCUUCUGAGAAGGGCAGGCAUUCUUGGAGACUAAUUCUCAUAUGGAAGUUGCAGUGUUCUAAUGGAAGUUGCAGUGUUAAAACAACUGAAAGGUACUAGAUUGCCUUUCGCUGUUCGAAUAUAUAAUUUAUGGGAUGCCUGUCUGUUCUAUUUUGAAAAUUCUUAACAGCAGAAAAGGUGCUCAUUUUCCAUCUUCAUUUUCUCCUUACAAGGAAGUGUAUUGGUACUAAAUAAUAUGAAAGACAAAAGUACCACAGGGAAGGAGAAUUUGUACAGACUUGAGCACAGACUGCUAUCUUGAUAUGGGAUUUUGUGAGGUAAAUUGCCACUUUUAGAUUUUUGUUCUUGACUGUUAACUUACUCUAUUUCGUGUGGCAUACAAGCUUUUCCAGUAUUUUUGCCUUUAUGGACCAGAAACCAUGAACAAUAAAUACAUUAAUUUUAAAAUCUCAUAAGUGGAGAUUAAGAAGGCAUCAUUCUAGAUACUUUCUUUUCUAAUACUAUUAGUGAUUGGCUGGGGGGGGGAGCCUUUCCUGUAAUACUUUUUAUUCACUUUCUGACAAAAUUCAAUCUGAUGUGAAUGAGGAAACACCACAUACAAGCUGUAGGCUGCAACCAGAUAAACUGCAGCCUUUUCCAACUUGACAUUCUCCACAUGUUUUGGACUAUAGCUCACAUUAUCUGCAGCAUGAGGAGAGACUAAGUGGAAAUUUAUGAAGUUGUAGUCAUAAUACUCUGAAGGCACCAGACUGAGAAAUAUUGGAACCCAAGCAUUGUGGUUUCAUCAGUCAAUCAUGGGCUUAAUAUUAUGCGAAUCCAAAUACAAUUUGGUUUAUUUGAUUCUGCCUUAUCAUGUUAUAAAAACCAUGGAUUGUAGAUCAGCAUAACAUAGGAACCCAAGCAUUGUAGUUUAAUCAAUCAAUCAUGGGUUUAAUGUUAUGUGAAUCCAGAUGAUUCUGGAAAGCUAUAUUUCUGCAAUGCAUCAGGUCAAUUGCUGCUAUUGUUCAGGAGUAAUAGUUUUUAUUCUGCAUGGAUGACAACGAUUGAGCUAGCUUUUUUUUUUCAAAGGGCAGCUGGAUGUAACUUAUGGAAGGAUACACCAUGUCAAAUAUGGGAAAGGGAUUGCCGCAAUGGCAUUCCACUGUACUUUACUAGUGGAGGAGAAAAUCCCAAGCACUUAUUGGGGAAAAUGACAAAGUUUGCCUUUGUAGAACAGGAAGUGAAUGCACUGCCCUUAUUAAGUGAAAGGUAAAAUGGCUCCUAGGCCCUGGAACAAUAUGUGAUUUCUAUUGGGAAAACCUAAUCCCAUGCCUAACUUCUGGAUACCUAUGGAUGACAUGCAAGGGUCCAUACUUUUUCUCUGCUGCCAACUAGUGGUCAUCUAAAUUAUUGCAGACCAGAUAUGUCAUGUAGCAAAUGCAGCAUGUGAUUAAAACAGUUUUUAAAGAGUGACAUUGUUGGGGAAAUACUACUAAAUAUAUGGUUCAUACAACAUGAUGCUGUACCAUGGUGAAGAAAUUCUUUGGGACAUAGACAUAAUCAAACACCUUUGUCCUUGCAUAUUCUCCUCUGGCCCAUGCCAAGUUCUUCAUUUUCAGGCUUCAAUUCUCAGAAUUUUCGAACAAUCAUAAUGCUUGUUUGGGAUUUCUGGAAGCUGCAAGUAUAAUACAGCUGAAGAACAUUGGAUUGGGAAGAUAUUAAUCUUUGGAACCAAAGAAUAAUGGAAAAAUGCAACAAAAUUUAUGAACUUAAAAAAUUCUUUAAAUUCUUAUGAGUUAAAUUCUUGAAGUUAUAUUUAGGAAUAGGAAUGAACAAAAAUUCCAACUACAGCAAUCUUGAAGCAUUUGAUAAAUUUUCAGGAUGCUUAUUUUAGUUACUCAAGUAACUAAAAUAGACCAAGGGUGCUGGGUUUAACUUGAAACACUAAUUAAUUAAUUAAAUCAAACCUUUGCCUAAGCAUAAUCAAUCAAUCAAUCAAAAAGGAUUUUAAUGGAGCUUGACUGUUCAGAGAUGUUUGUCUCGGUAAUAUCAUUAAAAUCCAAUUAUGACAAAUGCUACAAAAUGUUAUGGUAAUACUAUGCCAUAUAAUAUAAUUUAUCUUCUUAGUAUGAGAAAGUAUUAAUUGCUGGAAACAAUGAUUCAUUCCCGCAAUAUAGAAAUCCAUUUUGUGCGUUUCUCACCAGUUACAGUACUUCAGAUUUUUUUCUUCAUGAAUGGAUUUUUAUAUCUGCAGGUUCUCUGUGCACACUGUUGUGACAUAGAUCUUCCAUUAACUAAAUGCUUUUAUUAUGGUGAUGUCAUGACACACCAAAGACAUCUCUUCAAUUCAGAGAAUGUUUUUAAGAAUUAGCAUGCAUGCAGUUUUGUUAUUAGGACUUACCAAAUUGCCUUAAUGGCUAACGCUCAUUGUCUUAAAGCCCCACAUGUGUCGGCCAUUUCCAAUUAGUAUUUCUCCUACAGCAGUGUU